AUGUGGGUAGAGGAUGGAAGCGUGGUGGUCGUGGCUCCGGACGACAUCAUGGACAUUGGCAGGAGAGGAACUUCAAGGGACCCAGUCACUGGGAUAAUUCUGGAAAUGCUGGUCACCAUGGAGGAGGACAUAGAUGAGUUUUAUGUCCACUAUGUUGGAUUUAACAGACGUUUAGAUGAGUGGGUUGGAAAGGCUCGUUUGGCCCUGACAAAGACUGUGAAAGACGCCGUGAGAAAGAGUGUGGAGGAAGGUGGUGGUGGUGGUGGAGGUGAACUUGUGGACCAGCCAGAGAGGAAGAUCACCCGAAACCAGAAGCGUAAACAUGACGAGAUCAACCAUGUGCAGAAGACUUAUGCAGAGAUGGACCCCACUACGGCAGCCCUGGAGAAAGAACAUGAGGCGAUCACAAAAGUAAAAUAUGUGGACAAGAUCCAGAUUGGGAACUUUGAGAUUGAUGCAUGGUACUUCUCUCCAUUCCCUGAGGACUAUGGAAAACAGCCCAAGCUUUGGAUCUGUGAAUACUGCCUGAAGUAUAUGAAGUAUGAGAAGACUUUCAGAUACCACCUGUCGCAGUGUCAGUGGCGUCAGCCUCCAGGCAAAGAGAUUUAUCGCAGAAACAAUAUCUCAGUGUACGAGGUUGAUGGGAAGGACCAUAAGAUCUAUUGUCAGAAUCUGUGUCUCCUGGCAAAGCUUUUUCUGGAUCAUAAAACACUUUACUUUGAUGUAGAGCCAUUCAUCUUCUACAUCCUCACUGAAGUCAACAAACAGGGAGCACAUAUUGUGGGCUACUUCUCUAAGGAGAAGGAGUCUCCAGAUGGGAACAAUGUCGCUUGUAUUCUCACUCUUCCUCCAUACCAGCGAAGAGGAUAUGGAAAAUUUCUAAUUGCAUUCAGUUAUGAGUUAUCUAAGCUGGAGAGUACGGUGGGGUCUCCAGAGAAGCCUCUGUCAGACUUGGGGAAGUUGAGUUACAGGAGUUACUGGUCUUGGGUACUACUAGAGAUUUUGCGAGACUUCAGAGGGACCCUGUCCAUCAAAGACCUCAGCCAGAUGACAAGCAUUACUCAGAGUGACAUCAUCAGCACACUACAGUCUCUGAACAUGGUCAAGUACUGGAAAGGUCAACAUGUCAUCUGUGUCACACCAAAACUUGUAGAGGAACAUCUCAAAAGUGCCCAGUACAAGAAACCACCAAUAACAGUGGACACGCAUUGUUUGAAAUGGGCACCUCCCAAACACAAGCAGGCCAAGUUCUCUAAAAAAUGAGGCCAAUCAUAAACAAAGAGAGUGAAACCAGCCCUUCACCCCAGAUGUUUUUCACAGCUAACCUAAAUGUCAUGUAGAAAUACUUUCUCCAAGAGGGAAAGGUCUAAGAUUGUACAUUUGCAUUGUAAUGAGUCUGUUAUUUUUUUUUUAAAUAAAUGAAUAGUAAUAUUCAUGUCUCUGUUUGUGAGUCAUCUUUAUUUAAAGUCAACCUUUUAGUGCAUCAGUAAUAUGGUACUUCAGUUCUGUGUUCUGUGAGGUAGUUUAAUAUUUAUACCAGACUCACCUUCUAUGUUCACAUGGCUUUUGGAAGAAAAAAACUUAUACAUUAUGCUGAGUUAUUCAUUAGGCAGUAUAGAAUUACCUAUUGCACAUGCAGCACCUGU
Sinocyclocheilus rhinocerous is the source of this 1646-nucleotide messenger RNA. RefSeq names its product histone acetyltransferase KAT8-like. The record is from RefSeq and is a predicted model, not a curated record. The transcript is spliced from 11 exons. Bases 1 to 1263 code for a protein of 420 amino acids. NCBI's taxonomy places the organism in Eukaryota, Metazoa, Chordata, Actinopteri, Cypriniformes, Cyprinidae. Gene Ontology annotation, cellular component: NuA4 histone acetyltransferase complex; NSL complex; MSL complex. Gene Ontology annotation, biological process: regulation of DNA-templated transcription. Gene Ontology annotation, molecular function: histone H4K16 acetyltransferase activity.